AUGGACAGAAGUUGGAUGUUUGUUAGAGAUAGGUUUCACAACCCUGACUUCACCAAUGGUUUACAAACAUUUCUGGAUGCUGCGAAACAACACCUAGAUCAUGAAAAUAAGACGCGUUGCCCCUGUGUUAAAUGUCAAAAUGCCUUGCCGUGUCUUUCUCUACCCGAGAUACGCAGACAUAUACUUGUAAAUGGGUUUGCACAACAUUACACGACAUGGACUGAGCAUGGGGAAGAUUUUGUUGAUGUCGCAGACGACCAAAUGUAUGAGGAUUUUGAAAGUGACAGCGAUGAUGAUGAUGAUGAUAAUGCUGCGAUGUUGGACAUGUUAAAUGAUGUCCAAGGGGCUAUAAGUAUGGAGACAGAUGAUGAGAACGAUAUUUAUGUUAACAAAUAUGAUUAUUUGUUUAAUGAAGCUCAACGAGAACUGUACCCGGGUUGUACAAAGUUCUCUGCAUUAUCUUUUAUUAUAAAAUUAAUGCAGAUCAAGAUAGAUGGUCGUUGGAGCAAUAAAAGUUUUAAAAAUCUACUGAAAUUGUUAAAUGACUCGUAUCCAAAAGGUGCAUCCAUACCAACAUCGAACUAUGAAGCCAAAAAUAUGUUGCUAGAAUUGGGCUUGGGGUAUGAAUCCAUACAUGCAUGCAAGUAUGACUGUGCACUGUUUUAUGGGAAAGAGAAUAAGAAACUGGAUGAAUGUCCAGUGUGCAAGGAGCCGAGAUACAAGUCUUGUGAUGGCAAACGCAAGAAAGUUCCACAAAAAGUCUUGUGUUAUUUUCCAUUGAAGCCGAGACUUCGGAGGUUGUAUAUGUCGAGACAUACCGCGACUGAAAUGAAAUGGCAUAAAAAAAGAAGACAAAAUGAAGAGGGUUUCCUACGACAUCCAGCUGAUUCUACCGAGUGGAAACACUUUGAUCAAGAGUAUCCUGAUUUUGCUGCAGAUUAUCGAAAUGUGAGGUUGGGGCUUGCUACAGAUGGUUUUAAUCCAUUUGGAAACAUGAGCACUAGUUAUAGUAUGUGGCCAGUUAUGCUAGUGCCGUACAAUCUGCCUCCUUGGAAAUGCAUGAAAGGAGUGUAUUCAAUGAUGUCAUUACUCAUACCUGGUCCUCGAGCACCUGGGAAAGACAUUGAUGUGUAUCUUCGUCCAUUAAUAGACGAAUUAAAAGAAUUGUGGGAUAUUGGAGUUGAAACUUUUGAUGCCUCUGUUGGGAGAAAUUUUAAUUUGCGGGCAUGUGUAUUGUGGACUAUAAAUGAUUUUCCUGCUUACGGAAAUUUAUCUGGGUGGAGCACAAAAGGGUACAAAGCAUGUCCUGUUUGUAACGAAGAUGUAACUUCUGAGGGGUUGAGAGGAAAAUUAUGUUUUAUGGGAGCUCGACGAAAUUUGCCUGAGGAUCAUGAGUGGAGAAGGAGUAAAUAUUUUAACGGUUUAGUUGAAGAUCGUCCUCCUCCUAGAUUAUUUUCUGGGGAUGACAUAUUGCGGCAAUUAGAUCGUGUUUAUAAAGCUAGGCCUAGAAAACAUCCUGACAAUCCUGAUUUAAAGCGACACCGUGAGCCUCAUGAGCUAAACUGGACUAGAAAGAGUAUUCUUUUUGAGUUAGAGUAUUGGUCCAAGCUCAGGUUGAGACAUAAUAUUGAUGUGAUGCAUGUUGAAAAAAAUAUAUGUGAUAGUGUCAUUGGUACUUUGUUGAAUAUAGAUGGGAAAACAAAAGGCACCAACAAGGCUCGUUUGGACUUGGCAGAUAGGAAGAUAAGAAAAGAAUUGCAUCUCACACGUCAAGGGAAUAAAUUGAAGAAGCCUCAUGCUAGAUAUGUUUUGAAAUUGGAAUACCGUAGGCUGUUUUGUAAGUUCCUCAAAGUUGUCAAAUUUCCUGAUGGGUAUGCUGCCAAUAUUUGUAAAAAUGUGAACAUUGUCGAUGGGAAGAUACAUAAUUUAAAAAGUCAUGAUUGCCAUGUUUUACUUCAACGCCUCCUCCCAGUUGGUAUUCGUUCAUAUUUGGACAAGGAUGUGUGCACUGCAAUUGUUGAGCUGGCCAUUUUUUUCCAACAGAUAUGUGCAAAAACUUUAAAGGUGUCAGACUUGGAAAGAAUGGAGAAGGAGAUUGUUAUAAUAUUGUGCAAAUUAGAGAGAAUUUUUCCACCGGCUUUUUUUGAUGUAAUGGUUCACUUGGCAGUCCAUUUACCUCGUGAAGCUUUGCUUGGUGGUCCAGUUACCUAUCGGUGGAUGUAUCCUAUUGAGAGAAAUUUAGGAACAUAUAAAAAGUAUGUUACAAAUAAAGCUCGACCUGAAGGUUCUAUUGCAGAAGCAUAUAUUGUCAAUGAAGCAGUGACAUUUUGUUCUAUGUAUUUUCGUGAGAUUGAAACCCGUAUCAAUCGGGCAGAACGAAAUGUCGAUGUAGAAGAUGACCAAGUAGUAGAUGGUUUAUCGAUUUUCUCUCAGAAAGUUCGUCCAUUCUGUGGAAAAAAUAUAUACUAUUGGACCGGAAGGAAGGAACAUGAGGAUGAGUUAAGGCAAACAAGUAACCAUAAGUUGUAUGAAAGACAAGAAAAUGAGUUCCCUGAUUGGUUUGAAAAAAAAAUGAUUAAAAAGAGAGAAAAUGGAUUGAUGGAUGCAACUGAUGAGAAGCUUUAUUGUCUAGCAUGUAAACCAGAUUUACGUGUUCAUACGUACACUGGUUGUAUCGUGGAUGGAGUUAGAUAUCAUACAAAAGAUCUUGAUGAUCAUCGGACAACUCAAAAUAGUGGGGUGUAUGUCCCUGGAGUUUUUAUUGGCGGAAGUCAUGAUUAUUAUGGUGUUUUGCUAAGUAUUGUGAAGUUAACGUACUUAGAUAUGAAUCAAGUUUUCUUAUUCAAGUGUAAAUGGUUCAACACCGACGAAUCAAGUAGAGACGAAAGGAGAAGAAUGAUACGGUAUGAUUAUAAUCUUACUAGCAUUAAUACAAGCUCUACGUGGUAUGAUGAUGAACCAUUCAUACUUGCUAUGGAAGCCCAACAAGUGUUUUAUCUCGAUGACUGUAAGUUGGGUUCACCCUGGAAAGUUGUACAAAAGGUGCAAUUGAGAAACGUGUGGGAUGUUCCGGAGGUCGAGGAUACAAGUGGAGUGAUAGUUGAGGAUGAUGUAGAUCCUGUGACAAAUGAUGCUUAUCAACAAGACGAGUUUAAUGAUGUUCACUGGUUCGUUCAAGAAGAGGGCCUUGAAACUCCAGAAUUGCAUCUUAAUGAUAUUGACCCAGAAAUUGUUGCUUCAGAGGUUGUGAACGAUGAUUGGAUGAAUGAUGGUAGUGAAGAUAAUUUGAUAAAUGAUGAUACUGAAGAAGAAGAUGGUCCGGAAGAUGGUGAUGAAGAACCAAUCAUUUCAAGUGAUGAUGAGGAUAAUGAUUAG
Molecule: messenger RNA, 3375 nt
Organism: Asparagus officinalis (garden asparagus)
Lineage: Eukaryota; Viridiplantae; Streptophyta; Magnoliopsida; Asparagales; Asparagaceae
Exons: 3
Coding region: 1-3375 (1124 amino acids)
Source: RefSeq, a predicted model, not a curated record